GAAAUUAAGAGUCAGAUGCUGAACCGACUGAACUACCCAGGCACCCCUAAAUCUGGGAUUUAUAUUUUCUAAGCCUUAAAACUUAUUCUAGGUUUAUUUAUACAUACAUAAAAAUACAUGUAUACUUUUAACUUAUAAAUGUUAUAUAAUGUUGUAUUCUCUUUUAUAUCAUUUCUGAUGAUAAAUAUUUCCUGCUUUUACAAAAUUCCAAUGAUAGAGAAACCCUACAUUUGGUGAGGUUUGCUGGUCUCCACCAUCUCAUGUAUUCUCCAUUUGGAAUUAUGUCAUCAUGUCACUGUGCUCUUCUUCCACUAAAUGUUUUACAAAGGGCACCCUGGUGGCCAGGGCACUGUCCAACUUUGUUCAGGUUCAGUGACCAGGCAGUGCUGGGUUUUUCUGUGAGCAGCUACAGUGGAUCACCUCAUAUGUGGAUGCAUUUUCUGCUCCCAGGCGCCCAGUGUAUGGAUGGUGGUGACAGCUGAUAGGAAGGAGACCCCUCCAUUCCCGUUUUGUACUGUCUGAGGAAACAAGCUUCAGGUACCAGGCAUGAAGCCGUCUCUCUUCCUUUUGUAGAUUGGAGAAGGAUUUCUGCCUCAACAGGAGGCCACUAAAGGUCAGACCUUCUAGGGAUCUACUUUCUUCAUGUUUGCUUUUUACCUUGAUGGUAAUUUUGAUACUUAACUGUCUCAUAGUACAACUAUAACAAUUACUUUCAUUUCACAACUUGUGUAGGUGACUUCAUGUUCUGUCACCUUUCCGGUGGUACUACAUUUUUACUCUCUCUGGGAAGUUAGGAGGGCAAAUCUCCCACAACUUAGGGAGGGAACAUUUCCUCAGUCACCUUCCCAACAGGGAGUUUCUCCAUGCCACAGAGUUUUGCCUUCCACCUGGAUUUUGACAAAGGGAGGUGUUUGCUUUUCGCAGAGGAUGGGACUAGACCCUUCCUUGGUCACCUGUGUGCCACCAAGACCCAUCAUGGUCCUUGACACCUUGUGAAACUGAUUGGGAUGAUUUUCUGUGCUGGUUCCUCCCCACCACGGCACCCUAAGGUAUCACUUGGUGGACACUUCUGUUCUCUGACAGCAGCCUGGGGCCCUGACUAACAACGGGUGUCUUGAGAAGCUAGGCAGAAAUGCCUGAUGAGGUGCUGUGGCCUGUAAGGUGCAGGUGGGCAUUCCAUCUCCAUUCUUUCUAGGUCUCUGGACCCCAAACAACCAAGAGGUAGAGCCUAGGACUGGGACAGGAAUGAGGGCAGUGCCCAUAAAGCCUGACACCAAACUGAGGUCCACCUUAAGGCACGGGCACACCUUCCCCCCUCUUACUGUCAUCUAAUAUGCUCAGGGGAGCUGGGAAGCGAUCAGAUGGGUGAGGUACCUGAGUUCUAGCAGAGCGCAGGCUGGGUGCCAGGGAUGCUCCUUGGCCAUCUCACUGCCUGAGGGAGAAGUCCUGUGUCCUGGAGGAAGGAACAAGUACAUGUUAUGAGGGCCCUGCCUUUGUCCCAGAGGCUCCUGGCUCUUAUUCAUGUCUGGGUUCUACCUGUCCCAAGACUUAUUCCUGAGAUCAGCUUAAGUGUGAAGCAGACGGAGGAGACAUGACUCCUUAGCCGAGAAACCAAACUGAAGGAGGCCAGGCACAUGCCCGAGGGGGCUGAGUUUCAGUGAAGAGGCUGGGGCGGAGUGACUUGGCGAAGAUGAUGGAAGGCCAAGGAAUGAGAUGGGACACCCAGAAAUCGGGUUGAUAGAGUACCUGGGUUCAGACGAGGGUCUCUGAGUGAUCCUGGUGGCUGGCUGAUGAUGUACCAGGGGUAAGAGCAGGCCGAGCUUAGGGUUCUGUGGGGGCACCAGGAGAGAGGUGUUGGAGCAGUCAAGAUGGCCCACAGGGUGCAGGGGGGGGCCUAGGAGGCUCUAGAAAGGGCAGGUGGGUUUCUAAUAAGAUAGGCUUAUAAAGAGAAAAAUACAACUUUUGGAUUUUCUUUAUUUUGUUCAUUUUUUUCCCCGCUCUUGACAGCUUAGAAAAUUCCUUUGGAAAACUAUUCCAUCUCUGCUGAACUCAGGGUAAGGGAGGUCCAGAGGCUGCCGGAGGAGAGGAGGUGGGGCCUUCAGCCUUGGCCCCUCUCACGCACCCCUAUACAUCCUGGGAGACGAUAGUGCAAAUCUCUACUUCACACCUGAGGUGACAGGAGGUUGCACUUUCUAAGGCAGAGCUUCCUGUGAGGACACCAUGCCCUCCAUGGUCUCUCUCAGAGGCCAGCCUGCAGGGUUGGCACCAUGGAGUAUGUGCCCGCCCACCCCUCCCCCACCGGCCCACAGUGGCAUUGUCUUCUUGGGUUUCUGGUAACUUCAUCAGGGCUGCAUCAUGUUGCUAAAGCUACAGAUAGCAUCUCACUAUGCUCUUCCCUAACAGAGCCUCUGAGGAGGGACACAGGCUGAGAGUUGGAACAAUAGGGUGGAGAUCUGGGGGCUGUGAGGGUCUGUGAGGGUCUGGGAUACCGGAACAGCUUUGAGGAACGAUGUCACUCGCCACUGGAACCUGUGGAAAAAGGAGAAGGGGCGGGUUUGCCGGCAGAGGCCCCUGAGCUCCUGGAGCUCUUGUGCAUUAUGUUGUCUCCUGACAGCUCCACCUAGACAAACCCCCAAUCCGGGUGUGGGCGAAGAGCCGCACCCCCCUCAGGCCAGGCAGAGAGACUGUCCCCCAGCACAGGUCCACCUUAACUGGGCAGCCCUGUGGGCGGGGUGCAUUGUUGAUGCCUGUGCAGACAGCAGUCCAGGCCCGAGUGUGGGACAGACUUGCAGGCAGCACUCCAAGCUUCCAGCCUGCGACCCAGCUCCUCACGCUGAGUCCGCAGCCCAGCACCAUGGUCCAGGGGGCCUUGGAGCCUGAUGGCCCCGGCUGGGGCUGGGAUGGGGAGGAUGACUGGGACAGCGCUGUCCUCACCCUGCUGGCGCUGGCUGUGGUGGCUGCCACGGCACUGGCUUUGCACUGGUUUGGCUCUGGGCAGGACCAGGAGGCGGCAGGACCUGCGCCCACAACCCCCGGGGCCCAGCCUUCUCAGGCUGGAGGAGCCAGCCCAGCCCUGCCCCUGCAGCCCAAGGUCAGUGGUGGUGUCGAGGGACACAGCUCAGGGCAGGGGCAGCCAGACCCUCCAGGACGUGGCCAGGGGAGUCCAGCUGCAGCAGGGGCCCAAGAUCAGGAGCUCCGGGGAGGUGGUCUGGCUGCCACAGCGGCACCUCCCCUCAAGACACCCGGCGAGGUGGCCAGUGGAGGGGCCUUGGGACGGCAGCACGACAGUGCCACUCCGGAAGCCCUGCGAGGUAAAGGAAGGGAGCCUCUCAGGCCAGAUACUGCCUUCCUGGGUCGGAGCAAAGUAGGGGGGACAUCCGGCCCCCUCCUGAUACACUUCACCCCUCGGAGUCCUGGCAGAGAGACUGAAGGGCAAGUGGAGGCAGGAGGUGUUCAAGCCAAGGUGCCAGCUCACCAGGCCCUGGUCCACACAGAACAGGACACCGGCCCCUGGCAACAAGGCGUAGGGCCACCUGGCUCGCUAGAGAGAGGUCGAAGAAGCCGGCGGUGGCAGGUGGACCAAGGCUCAGAAGAUAGACACCGCCACCUCCCAAAGCUGGACCCCCUCCGCCUGGGCUCUGUGGUGAGUGUGUGGGAUGCUGUGGAUGCAGCCAGCAGCCUCUCCAUAGGCUCCCAGAGGCCUCCUCUCCCCUUGGAGCUGCCUCCACCACAUGCCACGCAGACUGGGCCUUUGACAGAGGGCACAGUGAAGGGGCACAGGGAGAGCAGCCUCCGUCCAGCCUCAGUCCUAGCUCUGGAGAGCAGGGAGGCUGGGCCCCAGGCUCCCAGGGAGUCUCAGGGACCCCCAGCCUCCGUGGAAGGCUGGCCGUGGGAGAGGAGCUUCGUCCAGACCCCAGACUCCACGGGCCCGUGGCCAGAGGGGUCGCAAUGCGGACAUCCACUCUUGUCUCAAGGACGGGGGACCGCAGACGCCAGCAAUGCGGUAAAGGCUGGGGCUCGAGGCUCUGGAGACCGCUCUUUCUUCAGCUCAGGGCCGGGCGGGGCAGAGCAGCAACGGGGCCGUGGCCUCCUAGAAGGGAGACCAUCUUGGCAAGGCCAGCGCGGGCAGAGCAGCGGGCAGGAGGCAGGCAGUCUGGACACAGAAAAGUGCCCCCCAGACACCCCCGGCUCAGCCACGCUCUCCCCGCGCAUCCCUAAGCCCCUCCCGCCCUUGGCUUCCCCGCCCACAGCACAUCCCCACGGAGGUCUCUUACCUGCAGGCUCAACCCUUCCGACCUCCUCUCCUUCAGACUCUUUGUCCCUCAGAGUUAGUCAGGGUUCUGCCGAGGAUGAAACUCUCAGGGCAGUGUCAGCCCCAGCCCCAGCCCCAGCCCCAGCCCCAGCCCCAGCCCCUGCCCCUGCCCCUGCCCCUGAUCCAACUCCGCCCUCCUCCCCAGCCCCUGCCCCUGCCCCAGCCCCAGCCCCAGCCCCUGCCCCUGCCCCUGCCCCUGAUCCAACUCCGCCCUCCUCCCCAGCCCCUGCCCCUGCCCCAGCCCCAGCCCCAGUUCCGACCCCUGCCCCGAGUAGUGAGUCAAGGCCUAUGUCCCAGGAGCCCAGUGUGGCUCUCUGCAAGGACAACCAGGAAGGGCAGAUCUCAUCUAGCUGGGAAAACCUUAUUUCGAUGGUUCUUAGGAGUCACCCUUUCCCCAGGCAAGAGAGACACCAAGGGAGAGCCCCAAGGGCAGCUCCCAGGAGCCCUAGAGAUCCCAGCACUGAUGCACCCUCUGAGAACAGAGAGUCUGGUUCUCCCCCUGAAGGGGCCGCCACCAGCCUGGAGGUCAGGAAUGGCUCUGCCGUUGGAAUGGUCACAGAAGCUGGCACAGGGGGCCUGCCUGAGGCUGGGUGUCCGCAACAGCAGAGAAGCUCGGAUACCAGGGAGGCUCCUACUCCAGACCCUCCCUCAGGCCCAAGGCCACAUGCAGUGGAUGAGAAACAUCCAGACUCCCCACUGCCUGGAGCCGCAAUGCCCGGGGCCCCAUCACGGUCCCCUGGGCAGAGGCAACCUGGCCCUGUACCCUCCCCCACCGCGAGGGGGGUCUCACAGCCUGUCCCACGGCCUCGGAAACGCAGCAUGUGUGAAAUAGCAGAGAGCUCUGAGCGCCGGGAGGUCAGCCAGAUGGUACCACUGAGGCAGGAGGGAGAGGCUCCAGGGGAGAGGCCCUGCCCUGCAGGCAGCGGGGCAGUCCUCACAGAAAAGCAGGAGGCCCGAAAACUCAAGGUGCUUCUGCAGAGGCCCGAGAGCCGGGGGGUGGCGGAGGGGCCUCGGAAGCCCAGCUCCCUAGCCCGGGAGCCCACUCUGGCCGCGGCUCGACGACAGCGGCUGGACCUGGGCAGCUGCCUGGAUGUACUGGCCUUCGCCCAGCAGCACGGGCAGCCUAGCCUGGUGCAGGAGACCUAUGCGUUGAUGAGCGACAAUCUGCUGCACGUGCUGGGAGACCCGGGCCUCUACCGGCAGCUGAGUGGGGCUGAGCGGGAGCGCAUCCUGAGCCUUCGGACGGGCCGGGGCCAGGCGGUGGUGGGGGUCCUUGUGCUGCCCAGCCUCUACCCGCUGAGCCGCCCGGGGCUCACAAGGGGCCCGUGUGGGGAGGAGGCCCCUACGGCGGGACCCGCACCCCUGCCUCCUCGCACGCACCUGCACGUGUUCAACCCCCAGGAAAACACAUGGCGGCCCCUGACCCAGGUGCCGGAGGAGGCCCCGCUGCGGGGCUGUGGACUCUGCACCAUGCACAACUACCUGUUCCUGGCGGGGGGCGUCCGCGGCUCCGGUGCCAAGGCGGUCUGCUCCAACGAGGUCUUCUGCUACAACCCACUGACCAACAUCUGGAGCCAGGUGCGGCCCAUGCAGCAGGCCCGUGCCCAGCUCAAGCUGGUGGCCCUGGAUGGGCUUCUUUACGCCAUCGGUGGAGAGUGCCUGUACAGCAUGGAGCGCUAUGACCCGCGCACGGAUGCCUGGACCUCGCGCGCGCCCCUCCCUGCGGGCACCUUCCCUGUGGCCCACGAGGCUGUGGCCUGCCGUGGGGACAUCUAUGUCACGGGGGGCCACCUCUUCUACCGCUUGCUCAGGUACAGCCCUGUGAAGGAUGCGUGGGAUGAGUGCCCCUACAGCGCCAGCCACCGGCGUCCCAGCGACAUGGUGGCUUUGGGAGGCUUCCUGUACCGCUUCGACCUGCUGCGGGGUGUGGGCGCUGCGGUGAUGCGCUACAACACUGUAACGGGCUCCUGGAGCCGGGCUGCCUCCCUGCCCCUGCCCGACCCGGCCCCCCUGCACUGCACCGCACUGGGCAACACCAUUUACUGCCUCAACCACCAGGUCACCGCCACCUUUACGGUCUCUGAGGGGACUGCCCAGUUCCAGGCCAGGGAGUUGCAGCCCUUUCCUCUGGGGAGCAAGGGGGUCCUCUGUCCAUUCAUCUUGACUCUGCCUGCCACCGACCGGCUGCAAACAGCCCUCUGAGCUGCUGCUCUCUAGGGAGACCCUGGGCCUGGGGGUCUGAGGGCAAGUGGAGCACAGGAGGUGGCUGGCAGAACCUUCUGCUGUUGUUUCUGGGACAGCUUUGUUUUUCUGUUCUAAUAAGGCUCAUGAUCUCCCCCUUCCCUACCCCCUUCCCUGAAAGAGCCCUCUCCCCCUGGAGCUCAGGCUCCUUGCAUCUGGUUAGAAGCCGGCUUCUAACCUUCCCACCACAGCAUGCUGUUUACUGCCUUUUCCGCUUAGUUCUUGCCCUGACGCCUCAGCUGGCUCACACAGCCCAGCCCCUCCUCCAGGGGGCUCCUCCUCCUCCUCCUCCUCCUCCUCCUCCCCCCCUUCUCUGGGCUCCCAGGAGCCAGGUUCCCUCUUGCAGCACUGCACUGCCUGGAAAAAUCUGUGUGGGGGUCCCUCUGGUGCUCUGAGAGCCAGGGACCGAUGUGUCCUUGAAGACCAGAUUGGGCCUGCAGAGGGGCUGAGUGACUGCUGAGCCAAGGAAGGAGGUGGCUAGAGAGAUAGUCACACUUCUCCGUUCUGUCCCUAGGGCUCCAAGCUGGGCAAGAGGUCUGUAAGGGAAUGGGACAGGGGAACAAGGAACAGAGAGUCCCCAGAAAAAUGUUCUUGCCUCAGGCCUUGGGAGCCUGGUUUGGGUCUUCCUGGGAAAAACUCUGUAGCCCUCCUUUGUCCGAUUGGUCCCCAGAGGCCUGGAACCCUUGCCUGUGAAACUGUUCUGCUGACUGUAGCCCCUGCCUGUAACCACUUGGGCUCAUGCCCCUCUGCAGCCUGUGGGGUCUCUCCCCACCUCUUUGCCCCUCCAGAAGCAGCCUCACUUCCCACCACCCCCUGUUCUUACGUGAGACCCAGGUUUCACCUGAGCUCUUUCCCUUGUUAGCUGCGGACUUAGCCGAGACAUCUGAUUCCAUUCUUCUCAUCUGUGUAGUGGGGAAAGUGAACAUCUGUUACUCAGGAGAGCUGAGGGGGCAUAAGGACACAUGUGAGCGCCUAGCGCAGUGCCCAGGAUGAAAAGAUAAUGUUCCCCUUUACUCAUUUUGGAAUCCAUCACAGGAAGGUAAAUAAAGCUGACUGAACACUGCUGCCUGUCCCACCGUGUGCCCUGGUUUGCCCCAUCUGGCCCUUUUUAUUUUGCUUUUUAUUCCGUCCUUGGUACUACUGGCACU
Molecule: messenger RNA, 7701 nt
Organism: Leopardus geoffroyi (Geoffroy's cat)
Lineage: Eukaryota; Metazoa; Chordata; Mammalia; Carnivora; Felidae
Gene: KLHDC7B
Product: kelch domain containing 7B
Exons: 1
Coding region: 2744-6514 (1256 amino acids)
Molecular function (GO): protein binding
Source: RefSeq, a predicted model, not a curated record